Molecule: messenger RNA, 277 nt
Organism: Dibothriocephalus latus
Lineage: Eukaryota; Metazoa; Platyhelminthes; Cestoda; Diphyllobothriidea; Diphyllobothriidae
Source: the annotation of a GenBank genome assembly
CCGCCACCCAAUCUCACCAGCUUAAACGCAGUAAGCAGCUCCAUUCUUAUCAACGUAUUCGACGAGGUGACCAAUGUUGUGGAGGACGGAAGACGACCGCAGGCUUUCGGAUCGGGAGAUGUCAGCAUCACCGAGACGGCUCCGGCGGUAUCCAAGACUGUCCUUCAUCGCAGCGAACGCCGGUGGUUGGGAGGUCUGGAGGUACCCUUCUCGGUUGUCUACUCCACCGGAAAGGUUAGCGUCUCUGUGUGUUGUAUGCAAAGUGGCUGACGGGUGA